UGUUGUUUGAUAGUAUCGCACGCCAUCUAGGGUCGUUUGGCGUCACUCUCGUCGUGCGAUGCGAUGGCGAUGUGUGUGAUUUUUUCCGUUCGUUAUUGUUAUGUUUUGUGAUAAUAACAGAAGAUUAUUGAAAUAGACAACCUAUAAAGUACAUGUAAAACCUAGAACUUCACAGCUGCUAAUUAAAUUUCUGUUCCUCUGUGAGAUAAUUCAACCUUAAAGCCAUGGAGGACAAUUCUGAAACCCACAUGGAGACUGAUGUUACUUCGACCACUGAGGAUGUACCUGAGACGCAGGAGGUGACUGGAUCAAAUGGCAGUGUUGAAAUGGUUAUUGUAGUGGAGAAAAUGGAAGAAGAGGAGGACAACAACAAAACAGACAAGGCCCUAUUAGAUUCCGAAAUAAUAUCAACAGGUCCAACAGAGUUAUCCUCCGAUGAGAGAUCCUCGCCAGCUAAAGAUCUUGAUCAACCAAAGACGGUUAUCGUUUCACCAACUAAAGAUAUUGAACAGCCAUGUAGUUCAUCUUAUGUCAAUGCAACCGUUCCAAUUUCACCUUGUAACAUACCUUCGCCGAUUAAGCCAACCACAGAAGAUGUAACUUCAGACUUAUUGCAGACUGAAGUAGUUGAUUCUUCAAGUAAAAUGGAAAUUACUAAUCCUGUCACUGAGAAUAUUACAAAUCCAGAAAUAAAUCCACCAAAAAUGGUUCAAGAUAUUGAUGAACCUGAAGACAAAUCUCUUAAAGAUAUUCAAUCAACAGCAACACCUAUUAUAACACCAGAAGAAAUUCCAUUGCAUGAAAGCUCUAAUGACAAUGUUGUUAUGACAAUCCAGUUGUCAGAAAAGGCUGAGUCAAAAACACCUACUCCUGCUGCAAUGCCAAUAGAUGUCAUAGUCGAGAGAGAAGAUCAAAAUGUCUCUCAAGUUGAAAUACCAGAAGUGCAAGAAAAAGAUCACAAUAAAAGCAUCAGUAGAGAGCUUAAGUCUCUUAUAAAAUCUGCAAAGGAGUCAAAGAUAAUAAGUGAAUGUACUCAAUUAAAAACCAAGACCAGGAAAUCUAGAGUUAUUCUAGAUAGUUCUAAUGCUAGUCUCAAUGCUUCCAUUGAAGCUGAAAAAAUACAUGGAGCCAGAAGACACAGUAAUAACUCACAGAAGAGCAAUUGUAGUGAGAAAUCUGAUAAACCUGUCACGAAAAGAUCUAUGCGGUCACAGAACCCUGAAUUUGUGAAUAAAGUGAAACAAUUCUUAAAUUCUGUCACUGGGAAAAUGCAAAAAGAGGAUGAUAUGACCGAUGAUGAACUCGAGGAGAAUAAACCAGGUGAAAAGGUUGAAGGGAUGAGGUCUCAGUCUGGCACUCCUAAAAAGAAAAAACCUGAAACACUUCAGGUCCCGGGAAAACUUCAGUCAGAUUUGUAUUGCUGGCGUUGUCAUUGGCAAGUUGAACAGGCUGAACACGAGAAGACGCAUGCUCCAAUGCAUUGUAAUGUCUGCCCUCGAUCAUUCCACUAUAGAUGUUUGUCAAGUGCAGAGCGUAAUAAAAUUACAGAAGAUAAAAGCUGGGUGUGCCCUGAUUGCUUAAUAAUACUGAAUGCAGAAAGCUCUGAAACUAGAUCACCGGCAAUGAAAAAGAUAUCAUUGGGAAUGCUUUGUGAGCUACUAAAGUUUGCAUUGGAGAGGAUGAUGGAUCUGAAUGGGGUGGAGCCAUUCAUGACCCCGGUUGAUCGCGAAGCGUUUCCCGAUUAUGAGAAAUACGUGGUGCACCCCAUGGACCUAUCGCGCAUGAAGUCGAACAUCGCCAACGGCCUCUACGGAAGCACCGAAGCCUUCUACGCCGACGCCCAAUGGAUACUCCACAAUAGUAUUAUAUUCAACACACGUGAGUUGGUUCAGUCGAAGUUGACCGGCGCCGCGAGGGCGGUGGUGCGCUCGUGUCGUGCGGAGAUGGGCGAGAUCGAGGCGUGUCCCGAGUGCUACGCGGCCGCGCAUGCGCGCAAACCCACCUGGUUCACAGACGUGUGCUCCACUCCGCACAUACUCUUGUGGGCUAAACUUAAAGGGUUUCCGUAUUGGCCAGCUAAAGGCAUGUCGGUGAGUCCGGCCGGUCUGGUCGACGUGCGUUUCUUCGGUGCCCACGAUCGAGCCUGGGUCCCAGCCAAAGACUGCUUCCUGUACUCGGAGAAGGAUCCAAACAACUUUAGAACUAAGCGACAGGAUAUAUUGGACAGCAUGCAGGAAGCCGAAGAACACAUUCGUAACAUAUCGAGGAAGUAUGGAAAAUUCGUCUACCCCCCGUUCAGAACGCAAUUCGAUCCUGCGAAACUAAACGAGCAAAUGAGAGUGAUGAUACCAUCGUUCGAGGGUGAGAUACGUGUUACGGUCAAGGAUAAAUCGCCGAAUACAACAAAAGACAAGAGCAGGACCAAUUCUAAAUGCUCUAAGAACUCUACAAAUGGCAGUGACAUAAGCGAAGCAGAAGAUCUACUGGGGCAGCCUUGUAACAAAACUAAUGAUAAUAUUAAUGACUCAAAGGACGAGGUGAUGGAGCAGAAUCAAAAGUUAAUGGAUGUUGACGAAUCUGCAGUGAAAGACACAAAAGAGACUGAAAACUCGCGGAAAAGACGGCGCUCCUGUGUUACAGACACACCGGUGCAAGACAACACAGCCAACGAGAAAAAAAAGCGAGUCGAUGAUGAAAAAUCUGAUAAAAAGAUAGACACAAAAGAUACGAGCAAUAAAGAAUUACCAAAGAUCAAAAAGAAAGAACUAGAGAACGUUAUUAUUCCAAUAGACGAUGAUGAUUCAGUUAUCUCGAUCGAUGAGUCAAACGAUUCAGUCAAAGGUAAAGAGAAAAUAGUUGAGAAAAACCGAACCGUCACUCCAAUAAAAAUAAUAUUACCUAAACAUAACCGACACACUCCGAAAUCUAGCGGCACCAGAGACUCUCCCAGAACUAGCACCCCCAACGAUAAAUCUCUUCUGGUGACGCCAAAAGAUGAAAGAUCCGCAUCAAAACAAAAAAAUAAACCAGGCAGGAGCUCCACAGAGAGACAAAGCAGGGAAAGCAAGAGUAGACACGAAAAGAGAAGGAAUUCCAAAAGUAACAAAUCCCUGAACGGCAGCAUAAGUUCUAAAACUGAAAAAAAUGACAGGAAGACCGAUAAAAACAACGAAAACGCAAACGCUGCCAACAAAGAGAAACCCGCAAGUAAAAUAUCAGUUAUCAAAGUUAAAGAUAGCGAAGCGAUAAAAUUAGCAGAGAAGACUUCGCCUGCAGAGGCUGUGAAGUCGGUUAAAGAUCGGACGGCGGAGGAUGACGACACUAGUCUGGCGGCCAUCGCCCGCGACACGGCCCGGAAUGCCGACUCGGUCAUAAUGAGCAACCCGCCCGGCAUGCCCACCAUCAGCAGCGUUAGGUCCUUGUCCACACUGGCCCAGGGCACCUCAACGACGACCACAAAAACGAACACGGCAUCCGCGUCGGUGGACAUAACCGCGGACAGUGCGCCGGACUCGAGCGCGCUCAGCAAUACCGACUCGGCCAAGUCGCAGAAAGCGAGGAACGAGAACGAGCCCAUGGUGGGGAGGGUGGGGGUGCGGGCGUUCGCCAGGAUGACGUCACCGGAACGCAACAAAACUAACAAUGUGCAAGUAGAGAUCAAGACUGAACCGAUCGAUCUAGACGACCCGAGCAGGCACAUGGAGAAGAUGGAUCUGAUGAACGCAUUCAAACUCCGACCCGUGAAUCAAAGUUCCAGCCUACGUGAGGUGCGCUUUAAUAAGGUCGUUGUGACGCCUCUAACGCGAAGAGCGCCGACAGGGGCGGCCGAAAUACGUCCGCGUGCGAAGAAGACUUUCCCACAGCCCAAGAAACCCGAAGACUGCCAGCUCAACGGGAAGAACUCCAUGGUGUACAUACCCAUACAGCCGGCCAUCACCCAGGCGCCGGCCCGACUGGCGCGCCCCGCCCCCGCGCCCCUCGCCGGCCAGCCGCGCUGUGUCGCACCCAUCAUAGUCAGCAGCUCAGGAAACAAUGGUGUAAAUACAGUGACAACACAGAUGUUGCCGCCUACGCUGACGUCGGCCAGCACCGCGGUCACAACCCCAGUACAGUUGGCGCCCACAGUUGGGCAAGUGCCGACCACCGUCCACACGGUGCCCCUCAUGACUUCCGUCAAUGGACAGUGGAUGUUUAGUUUACAACCUGUGAUGUCCGUCGGAGCUAUCGAUUCGAACACAACAUCGCCGCUAGUGAACGGUGUUCCGGAAAGGCUCGGUCAAGCGGCGACCGUGGUGCCGGCCGCCGUCGUGUCGCCCGCCCCCGCGCCCCCCGCCUGCCCCGCGCCCCUCGGCGCCGCACCGCCGAGCCGGCCCGGAGACUCUGUCGUCACAAACACUCCCACAGAACUCCCGAGGUUACAGCAGCGGCCGCCGAUACAAAAUCCACUAGAUCCCAACUUCCCAAUUGGUAUUGUACCAGCACCAUCUACCGUCGGUCCUCUAACGGCUAAACUCAAUCAGAAUGCCAUCAAGCUAGCCGAUUUCUUCCGCACGCUACUGGAGGAUUCGCUGGAUAAUCUCGACCAUCCGUCGACGCAGGUCACGUCCCUGAAGCUGCAGCUCGAACAGACCAAGUGGAGGCACCAGCAGAGACUGGACGAAAUCAAACAUAACUUUGAAUUAUCGGUGGCGGAAAUGCGGGCAACGUUCGAGAAAGAGAAACAGAGGCUCGUCAUGGAGACCAGGCGUCUGGCGCAAAUCGAAUUGGAGACAGCUGUCAAACUAGCUAAAUCCAAACAGUGGUGUGCGAACUGCAGCCAAGAAGCUCAGUUUUAUUGUUGCUGGAACACUUCGUACUGCGACUACCCGUGCCAGCGCGCGCACUGGUCGCAACACUACUCCGUGUGCACGCAGCAACGAUCGGAAGGCAACAAUAAUAAUAACAGCGACGGAACUAGCGCUCCUGAGAGUAGAUCGCAGACAGAUAAGUUGCCAGCGUUGCAGAAGAGCACCGUGGUGCCGACCCUCACGGUCGGCGGGAAACUUGCCUCCAGAUCAGCCAGCCAGGAUAGCACGCCAAUGUCUUCCAUCAUCAUGAGCAUGGUCGAGGACGUCAGCGGGAACCAAACGGUGAAAUGUGUGGGGACGUACAAUGGGAGCAAAGCCGGCGCCGUGCCCGCGCAGAUACCACCUCUCAUAAUCAACAAGCAGAUAAUGAACGAGGAGAACAAAAAAGUAGUAACUUCGGGAGGCUACCUCAUUGUGGGCUCCACGUCCAACGCCAGCGUCAACCCGCCGCGACGCACUCACACGCUGCAGUACUUCACUUAGCGCCAACCGAACUUGGAAAUAAUCCCGCGGACUGUCCGACAGAAGUAAGGUUAAAAUUUUAAUGGACAUUUUAGUGGAAUUGUAACCCAAUGGGGUCGAAAAUGUGAAAAUGUUGGACGUAGUUCAACAGAAAUAGCCCGCACUGAGCCACAGUAAAGCUGUU
Bombyx mandarina (wild silkworm) is the source of this 5493-nucleotide messenger RNA. RefSeq names its product MYND-type zinc finger-containing chromatin reader Zmynd8. The record is from RefSeq and is a predicted model, not a curated record. Gene Ontology annotation, molecular function: protein binding; transcription corepressor activity. Gene Ontology annotation, cellular component: cytoplasm; nucleus. NCBI's taxonomy places the organism in Eukaryota, Metazoa, Arthropoda, Insecta, Lepidoptera, Bombycidae.